CUGGCUGGUGUGGGGAUAGUCUCAGGGGCUGUCUCCUCCGCUUUCAGGCACCUCCGUGCUGCCAGAGUGGCGUAAAGAGGCCUUGGUGUAACUGAGAAUCCGGCUCUCAGGUUGCGUAGCUUUGGGAGACGUGAAAGAGGAGUUGAACCAGCCUGUAGCAGCCAGGGCCACGGAAACAGAAAUGGACGGUGACCUCCCCCACUGUGGACAAACCAAAGUGGCUUGCUUCAGAUAUUUGGUGCAACUGACAUUUGAAGAUGUCACCAUCUUUUUCUCCCAAGAGGAGUGGGAGGUUUUAUCUGAGUGGCAGAAGGAGCUGUAUUGAGAGGUGAUGAAGGAGACUUACGCCAGUCUGAUCUCACUGGGGUAUCAAUUUGGGAGACCUGCCAUUUUAUCGCAGAUUGGACCAGAGGAAGAGCCGGGCCUCUCAGGUCAGCUGGAACUGAAAGGAAAAGAAUUGCCUGCACAUGCUCUCGGGGUCCAGCUCAAGGUGGAGAGGCAUGACAAAGCGUAUGAUGUAAGCCUGGGACAAGUCAGUAUAUUACCCCGGGACUCUAGGGAGCAUGCCUUGCAGGCUUCCAUCAAGGAAGAAGACUGCCCAAGUGAGAGCAACAUCUCCAAGCAGAACAGAAGGCUGCCCAUGACAUUAGAUCUGUCCAGCCUGAGUGACAAGAGGUCAGCAACAAUCCCAGAUCCCCUGGAGCAGGACAAGAAGAAAAGGAGCCCACGUGAGAAGCACUUCUCAAAUAAUGCAGAUCUGGACUGUCACCAGCUCACUCGUGCAGAGAGGACCCACGUGUGCGCUGAAUAUGGGAAAUGCUUUGCUCCAAAGCGAAACCUGGCAAUGCGCCUGAGAGUCCACACAGGGGAGAAGCGGUUUAAAUGCACCAGGUGUGAGAAGUGCUUCAUUCAGAAGCAACAGCUGCUCAGGCACCAGGAGACCCACAUAACCAAGUCACCGUGCCUGUGCAGAGAGUGCGGGAGAUGUUUUCAAGCCAUUCAUGAACUUCGGCGUCACCAGGUCACUCAUGCAAGAAAAACACCGGUCUUGGUGAUCACGGUUUCAAAGUUCACUUUCCCUGUUGUGCAUUACAAUAAAACAAGCCAUGAGGCUUAAUCCGCCGGGCCGCAAGUUGCACAGAAAGAACAAAAAUGCGACAUCUCGUUGCAUGUGGGGAAAACUUGCCCUGACAAAUGGAAACAUAUUAUGUGCCCAAGGGUAGGAACAGAAUCCAAAAAGUGUAAGAAAUAUGCCCCCACCCAUCUGAUGGGAUGGACACUUUAAAGCUCAUUGUUCAAUUCACUCUUAAUAAAACCACCGUAUAUCAGCACAUAGGACCUGAGUGGAACUAUUUAAAGGGUGGUUUUACUCUGAAAAGUAAAAAUGGCACGUUCUUGCUCAA
Messenger RNA from Dermochelys coriacea (leatherback sea turtle), 1403 nucleotides. Its product is annotated as zinc finger protein 629-like. Bases 332 to 1117 code for a protein of 261 amino acids. NCBI's taxonomy places the organism in Eukaryota, Metazoa, Chordata, Testudines, Dermochelyidae. The record is from RefSeq and is a predicted model, not a curated record. The transcript has 4 exons. Gene Ontology annotation, biological process: regulation of transcription by RNA polymerase II. Gene Ontology annotation, molecular function: DNA-binding transcription factor activity, RNA polymerase II-specific; RNA polymerase II cis-regulatory region sequence-specific DNA binding.